AUGUGCAACUGGCAACUUUUCUUCUCAACAGAUCUUGAGAAAAAAAUAAUUGUAUUUCUGAAGAAUGAGCUGGAAAAGUUUAAGAAAAUAUUAAAUAGAGAGAACACACAGUACUUUGUGCAGGACUUUACAGAGAAAAUGUGUGAUAUCAAAGAAGCAGCUCUUGAUAUCACACUUUACUUCCUGAGAGAUAUGAAUCAAUGUGAGGCUGCAGAUACUCUACAAGAUGAGCUGGUCCUCAUUCAUCAGCGACCACUAAAAUCAAACCUGAAGAAGAAAUAUCAAUCUGUAUCUGAUGGAAUUGCAAAGCAUGGUGACUCCAAGCUUCUGAAUAACAUCUACACAGAUCUCUGUAUGACUCUGAGUGUUAGUAAACAAGUCAGUAGUCAAAAUGAAGUAGGACAAGUUCAGGCUGCUGAUAGACGACAUGAAUCACAAGAGAUUCCAGUUGAAUGCAAAAAUUUGUUUGAAGCACCUGAACAAGACAAGGAGAUCAGAACUGUACUGACAAAAGGAGUUGCUGGCAUCGGAAAAUCCAUCUCUGUGCAAAAGUUUAUUGUGGAUUGGGCUGACGGUAAAGAAAAUCAGGACAUUACUUUCAUAUUUCCUCUUGCAUUUCGAGAAAUUAACUUAAUGGAGAAAGAAACACAAAGCUUGGCAAGACUUAUAAGUCAGUUUUUCCCAGAGAUAAAAGGACUAAACCUUGCGAAAAAUGAUAAAUUAAAAUUGCUGAUCAUCCUUGAUGGUUUGGACGAAUGUCGUCUUCCUCUGAACUUUGAGGGUAAUGAAACAUGUCGUGAUGUAACAUCACAAGUCUCUCUGGAUGUUCUCCUCACAAACCUGAUCAAGGGAAAUCUGCUUCCUUCUGCUCUCAUCUGGAUCACCACCAGACCAGCAGCUGCCAUAAAAAUUCCUCCCGAAUGUGUUGACCGCGUGACAGAAGUACAAGGAUUCAAUGAUGCACAAAAGGAGGAGUACUUCAGAAAAAGAUUCAAAGAUGGGGAUCUGGCCAGUGAAAUUAUUGAUAAUGUUAAACAAUCAAAGAGUCUUUUUAUCAUGUGCUACAUCCCAGUCUUCUGCUGGAUUACAGCCACUGUUCUCCAGAACAUUUUAGAGGAGAAAAUAAAUAAUGUUGUGAGAAAUCAGGCUGAUGGAGUCUUCAAAACACUGCAGGAAUCAAAUACUGAAGACACUCCCAAGACUCUGACACAAAUGUACACACACUUUCUCCGCUUUCAGAUCCUGCAGAGCAGACGAAAGUAUGAUGGAGAAUACACACCAGAUGUUUCCUGGGAUACAGAUGCCAUGCUUUCACUGGGGAAACUGGCAUUUCAUCAGUUGCAAAGAAAUAAUCUGCUCUUUUAUGACACAGAUCUGGAAGAAUGUGGUAUUGAUGCAUCUAAAGCAUCAGUGUAUUCAAGCAUGUGUACCCAGAUCUUUAAGGAGGAAAGAGGAAUCAUUCUUGGUACCGCUUUCUGCUUUGUUCACAUGAGCAUUCAAGAGUUUAUUGCAGCACUUUAUGCACAUCUGUUUGUAGACUUCAACAAGAAAAGUGUGUUUAAUCAACAUGAAUCUACAGAGCAAGAAAACAAAAAUGAAACCAUGACUGAUUUGCUCAAGACUGCAGUGGACAAGGCACUCGAGAGUGAAACUGGACACCUGGAUCUUUUCCUUCGCUUUCUUCUUGGUCUGUCACUUCAGGCCAAUCGUCCACUCUUACGAGGUCUGUUGACACAGCAAGACGGCAAUGAUCAUAACUACAACAAAAUAGUUGAGUACAUCAAGGAGAAAUUAGAAGCGAAUCUUUCUCCAGAGAGAUCCAUCAAUCUGUUCUACUGUCUGAAUGAACUGAACGACCAAACUCUGGUGAAAGAGAUUCAGACUCAACUUAGAGAAGGAAGUCUUUCAUCUGCUGAUCUUUCACCUGCCCAGUGGUCUGCUGUGGCCUUCGUUUUGUUGACAUCAGAGGAAGCGAUGGAGGAGUUUGAGCUUCAGAAGUUCAUGAAAUCAGACGAGUGUCUCUUUAGGCUACUGGAAGUUGUGAAAAUCUCCAAAAGAGCUCUGCUAAAUGAUUGUAACUUAACAGAUGAGAGCUGUUCAAAUUUGGCUAAAGCUUUCGGAUCAGAUAACAAUCUGAUAGAGCUGAAUAUGAGCAAUAAUAAUCUACAGGAUUCAGGAGUAAAGCAGCUCUGCAUUGGACUUGGGAAUAUUACGUGUAAACUGGAGAUACUGAAACUUUCAGAUUGUAGUAUCACUGAAGAAGGUUAUAAAGCUCUGGCUUCAGCUCUGAGAUCAAACCCUUCACACCUGAUAGAGCUGGAUCUCAGAGGAAAUGAUCCUGGACAAUCAGGAGUGAAGCAGCUUAGUGAUAUAUUACAGGAUAAACAAUGUUCAUUAAAGACCAUCAGGUUUUUGAAAAGUUCUGCUGCACAGGAAGCAUGUGAGUACCUUACUGAAGUUCUAGGUACAAGUCCAUUAUUACUGACAGAACUGGAUCUGAGUGAAGAUAAAUUAGGAGAUCUGGAUUGUGAGAAGCUCUCUGCUCUUUUGAUGGACUCUCAUAGCAAACUGGAAAAAAUGAAACUCUCAGACUCCAGUGUCACUGAAGAAGGUUAUAAAGCUCUGGCUUCAGCUCUGAGAUCAAACCCUUCACACCUGAUAGAGCUGGAUCUCACAGGAAAUGAUCCUGGACAAUCAGGAGUGAAGGAGCUCAGUGAUUUACUACAGGAUCCAAACUGUCAACUGAAGACACUGAGGCUGUGUGAUUGUGGUCUAACAGAGGAAAGCUGUUCAGCUCUCGCUACAGUCCUGAGAUCAAACUCCAGUCUGAAAGAUCUUGACAUGAGCAACAAUAAUCUGCAGGAUUCAGGAAUGAAGAAACUCAAGAACGGAUUAGAAAAUACAAACUGCACACUGAAGAAACUCAGACUUUCAGACUGCAGUAUCACAGAAGAAGGUUAUAAAGCUCUGGCUUCAGCUCUGAGAUCAAACCCUUCACACCUGAUAGAGCUGGAUCUCACAGGAAAUGAUCCUGGACAAUCAGGAGUGAAGGAGCUCAAUGAUUUACUACAGCAUCCAAACUGUCAACUGAAGACACUGAGUCUGCGUAGAUGCAGUAUUACAGAGAAACAGUGUUUCAUCCUGACUUCAGCUCUGAAAUCAAACCCAUCACACCUGAGAGAACUGAACCUCAGUGAGAAUAAACUAGGAGACUCUGGAGUUGAAAACCUCAGUGAUCUACUGAUGAAUCCUCAAUUCAAUCUGAAAAUACUACAUCUGUGUGGAUGCAGAAUUACAGAGAAACAGUGUCUCAUUCUGACUUCAGCUCUGAAAACAAACCCAUCACACCUGAGAGAACUGGACCUCAGUGGGAAUAAAAUAAAAAACUCAGGAGUGAAUCACUUAUGUGACAUACUGAAGGAUUCACAAUGUAAACUGGAGAGACUGAGUCUAAAUGACUGUGGCAUUACAGAUGUUGCUUGUUUGGCUCAGUGUUUGUCUGAAACAAAAAGUACAAAAGUACUUUUAAAAGAGCUUGAUCUGAGUAACAAUAAAAUAGGAGACUCAAAACAGCAGCUCAUUGAUGUGCUUCAAGACUCAAACUGUAAACUGAGGUGA
Carassius auratus (goldfish) is the source of this 3618-nucleotide messenger RNA. Its product is annotated as NACHT, LRR and PYD domains-containing protein 12-like. Gene Ontology annotation, molecular function: protein binding. The record is from RefSeq and is a predicted model, not a curated record. The transcript is spliced from 13 exons. The coding region runs from base 1 to 3618 and encodes 1205 amino acids. Lineage: Eukaryota; Metazoa; Chordata; Actinopteri; Cypriniformes; Cyprinidae.